Molecule: messenger RNA, 1025 nt
Organism: Galeopterus variegatus (Sunda flying lemur)
Lineage: Eukaryota; Metazoa; Chordata; Mammalia; Dermoptera; Cynocephalidae
Gene: SAPCD2
Product: suppressor APC domain containing 2
Exons: 6
Coding region: 1-774 (257 amino acids)
Source: RefSeq, a predicted model, not a curated record
AUGGCCUCUAAGGAUGAACCUGCUGCUGGGGACAAGCUGGAGGCACGAGGGAGGGUACCCUCCUCCACGCCCACACCCCGCUUCUCCUGCAGAUGGGUUUUUGGGCUUAUUCCCAUCAAGGAAGCUGGGCUAGGGCAGCACCUGUGCCAUGCUGGUGCAAUGGCCUGCAGGGCCCCAGAGGUAGGUGCGGGGGAUGCCCGGCGGGCCUCCCGAGCCCGAGGGGAACGUCGGAGACACACCAUCACCAACGGCGUGGACUGUGGCCUGCUGAAGCAGAUGAAGGAGCUGGAGCAGGAGAAGGAGGUGCUGCUGCAGGGUCUCGACAUGAUGGCCCGGGGCCGUGACUGGUACCAGCAGCAGCUGCAGCGCGUGCAGGAGCGCCAGCGCCGUCUGAGCCAGAGCAGAGCCAGUAUCGACUUUGGGGCUGCAGGGAGCCCCCGCUCUCUAGGGCACCUGCUGCCUAAAGUACAGGAGGUGGCCCGAUGCCUGGGGGAGCUGCUAACUGCAGCCUGCGCCGGCAGGGCUCCACCCUCCUCCUCCUUGGGGCCCCCAUGCCCUGCCCUGGCCCCUGCCUCGCCCUCAGCCCCCGGCUGGCAGCAGCAGACUGUUCUCAUGCUCAAAGAGCAGAACCGCCUUCUCACCCAGGAGGUGACCGACAAGAGCGAGCGCAUCACCCAGCUGGAGCAGGAGAAGUCGGCCCUCAUCAAGCAGCUGUUUGAGGCCCGAGCUCUGAGCCAGCAGGACGCUGGGCCUCUGGACUCCACCUUCAUCUAGCCGUAUGUGUGCACAGAGAGGCCCCUCGGGCCUGGCCGGCCCUCAGCCCUGGGCAGGCACCUGCCUGAGCCCAGUCUCUCUGGCCGAAGACCACCCGGCUAGCCUCCCUCCUCCCAGGGAACUGCGCUACCCCGAGGCCUGGCCCAGGCUGGCCGGUGCCUCAGACACUGACUCUUCUGGCCUCGGGUGCUGACUAGGGGCCAGGCUCCGUCGCGCGGCCACGGCUUGAAGCUGCUACUGUCCUUGUCAGU